Molecule: messenger RNA, 4484 nt
Organism: Cuscuta europaea
Lineage: Eukaryota; Viridiplantae; Streptophyta; Magnoliopsida; Solanales; Convolvulaceae
Source: the annotation of a GenBank genome assembly
GUACCAAAAACAAUAGCUAAAAGACACCUUAAGACCUUCGGCCAGCUAGAGAAGAAGAGGUAAAGAGAGACUGAGACAGAGCAGAAGGAAGAAGAAGGGCCAGACGGAUACGCCACCACCCAACACAAAAGCCCGCCGGAGAAGAUUACAACGACGCCGGAGAAUAAGCUUUGACCGUGCCGCCAUUACAACGCGAGGAGCUGCUGCACUAGGGAUCUAACUGUCAGACCAAUACCACUCCCUCAGACCCGGGGUAUUUGCGUCGUCUUCCAAGGAGGGGAGACCACCGGAGAGAAAUUUCAGCAUCGCCAGAGCGUAAUAACCCCGCCGCCGAGUAGAAAGGGUGAACUCGCCGGACUGGUUGUCCAUACCAGACGAAGCAAGACUACCGGAUACCGGGCUGACGACUGACCACUCCUUGCCGCCGGAGUUCUUAGUUGGAUGCACGACUGCCACGACAGAAGUGGAAAGGAAGCCGGAGAGCUGGCCUGCGUCGCACCAUUGCUGACCGCGUGAGGAAGAAGAGUGAUGAUGGCUAUGUUGAUUGUUGAUUGCAUGCGUCCGAGAGCGGUUGCUAGAUGCCUUAGUAAAACCUAGACAUGAAUGAACAUUUUAGUUACGUUGAACAUUUGUUUCUUCAUAUCACAAUUAAUUAUGACUGUUUUGUUUUAGUUGCCUGUGCAUCCGAUUAAGAGAUGACCGGUUGUGGCGGUAACACCCGUUUCCCUAUUUAAAUUAUUUCCGCUGCAAGAUUUUUAUCAAUUUCGAAUGAAUAAAGCAAGUUUAUUAUCAAUAAAUUAUUAUUUCAAGUAUUAUUUUUGGCCGGGAAAUUGGGGGUGUUACAAAUUGGUAUCAGAGACAGGUUUUCGAAGGGAUUAGGACACGAGGUAAUAGGUCGUAGGGAGAAAUUCUGUCACAAAGACGACAAUAGUCUAAGCUGGUUGGUGCAUAAUUGAGCCUUUGCGCUCGUCCAACUAACUGGGAUUUUCUCCUUGUGCUGAAACUUCGUUGUUCAAAAUCUUUGACGAAAACUAUGGUCUCGAAGCGGGGAUUUUCAAAAUGUGUUCUUAAAAAAAAACUAGGAGAAUGAACAUACUAGGAAAUUGCCCUUUCUAGGAACGCGGUGAGAGGAGGAACCUUUGUGAUACUAUUGAAUUAUGAAAUGCAUGAGAUUCAUGCCUCUGUGAAGUAUGUGGAAUAUGUGAUACACUGUAUGUGCUAUCUGUUAUAAGAAUUUGAAGUUAGUAAAAAAAAAAAAAUUGUAUGAUGUAGAAGCCUUAUGUAUGUCUUAGUACUUAGUAUUGGUUUUCUCUAUUAAGAAUCAUGCCGCCAAGAAGAAACCCCCCUACAACCCCAACCGUUGAGGAGUUGGCCCAAACUAUUCAACAAAUGGCACGACAUAUCGGAGCGGCUCAACCCCAGAACAAUGGGAUUGACUACGCUACAAGGGUAGCCGGGCGUAACCCCCCGAAAUAUCUGGGCGAGGAGGACCAUCUUAUCCUGGAGGACUGGGUUCGUACCUUUGACAAACUCUUUGACUCCCUCACCUGCCCGUGGGAGCAACGAGUAAAUAUUGCGGUGUAUUACCUACACCAAGAAGCUGACCAUUGGUGGGCCGCCAAUGGACCAACACUUCUCGAGCAACCGGGCUUUUGCUGGGAGGACUUCAAAGUAGCACUACGUGACCGCUUCUACCCCGAUCACGUGAAAGAGGCAAAUUAUGAUGAAUUCGUCAAUUUCAAGCAAGGUGACCUGACUGUUCAGGAGUACCACACGAAGUUCGUCCAAUUGGCUCGUUUCGCCAAAGACCUGGUGUCAACAGAGGGCAGUAUGACACACAGAUUUGUUAAUGGGCUUAACUACGGUGCCCAAAAGUUUGUGACUGUAGCAGAGCCACGAAAUCUGAACGAAGCAUAUAGGAAGGCUGGUAAGUACUACAUGGUACACCAGAAGGAGAGGGAGGCGCAUAAGAGGGAUCGGAAGAAUGCUGAGGUGGAUCAGCAACAAAAGAAGGCCAGAACCGACCGCCCUGAACAAAGGCAAAUCAAUCAAGGUGGAGGAAAUUUCCAAAACCAGGGCCAGGGGAGAAACCAGCCAACUCAAAUGCGACAUCAUAGAUGCAAAUUAUGCCCAAACAACCAUCCCGGGAAGGAUUGUGCGGGAAAUGCGGUGAGGUGUCGCAACUGUAACCUCUUGGGGCAUCGGGCAUACGAGUGCAGGAAACCCACGAACCAGGGACAAAACCAGGGAAACAACCAAGCCGAGGGUGGGGUUAAUCACGCCAACAACAACCGUGGUAAUCCUGGAAACCGCCCAGCGGAGGCCAACCGUAAUCAAGGCCAGGGAGGGCAGAACAACACCCAGGGCCGGAUUUACGUCAUGAACCAGGCUCAAGCAAAUGCGCACGAUGUGGUAUCAGUGCAAUAACUAGGUACCAAAUGGCUACCAUAUGGAUCCACAUGCUCAUGUCGGAUGAUCGGAUGAUGCCAAAUAUUCACAGCUAACAUUCAACUUGAACUUUCUAUAGGACUACGUAUGCCAAUGUAUACGCAUAAUAUAUAAUUAUAUAUACCCAAGCUGCGGCCAAUAUAUAUUACCUAUAUAAUAUGUACCAAAAACAAUAGCUAAAAGACACCUUAAGACCUUCGGCCAGCUAGAGAAGAAGAGGUAAAGAGAGACUGAGACAGAGCAGAAGGAAGAAGAAGGGCCAGACGGAUACGCCACCACCCAACACAAAAGCCCGCCGGAGAAGAUUACAACGACGCCGGAGAAUAAGCUUUGACCGUGCCGCCAUUACAACGCGAGGAGCUGCUGCACUAGGGAUCUAACUGUCAGACCAAUACCACUCCCUCAGACCCGGGGUAUUUGCGUCGUCUUCCAAGGAGGGGAGACCACCGGAGAGAAAUUUCAGCAUCGCCAGAGCGUAAUAACCCCGCCGCCGAGUAGAAAGGGUGAACUCGCCGGACUGGUUGUCCAUACCAGACGAAGCAAGACUACCGGAUACCGGGCUGACGACUGACCACUCCUUGCCGCCGGAGUUCUUAGUUGGAUGCACGACUGCCACGACAGAAGUGGAAAGGAAGCCGGAGAGCUGGCCUGCGUCGCACCAUUGCUGACCGCGUGAGGAAGAAGAAAGGUGAUUUUGGUGAAGCUCGAGGUAAGAGAUUCAUUUAGGAUUUAUCACGAUUCAAGGUGAUGAUGGCUAUGUUGAUUGUUGAUUGCAUGCGUCCGAGAGCGGUUGCUAGAUGCCUUAGUAAAACCUAGACAUGAAUGAACAUUUUAGUUACGUUGAACAUUUGUUUCUUCAUAUCACAAUUAAUUAUGACUGUUUUGUUUUAGUUGCCUGUGCAUCCGAUUAAGAGAUGACCGGUUGUGGCGGUAACACCCGUUUCCCUAUUUAAAUUAUUUCCGCUGCAAGAUUUUUAUCAAUUUCGAAUGAAUAAAGCAAGUUUAUUAUCAAUAAAUUAUUAUUUCAAGUAUUAUUUUUGGCCGGGAAAUUGGGGGUGUUACACCAGCAGACACCUCAAUUGACCCAAGUCAGAAAUUGGGAGAUAUCAAGGAGGGAAAUCCAGUUGAUAUUCACCAAUAUCAAAGAUUGGUAGGAAAAUUAAUAUAUCUGGCACACACAAGACCAACUAUUGCAUUUGCAGUAAGCAUGGUGAGUCAGUUUAUGCAUCAUCCUCUCCAAGAACAUCUUGAUGCUACUUACAGGAUUCUAAGAUACCUGAAGAGCUGUCCAGGGAAAGGAUUGUUUUUCAAAAAGGGAAACAAUAGGACAAUUGAAGCUUUUACUGAUGCAGAUUAUGCUGGCUCAAUAUCUGAUAGGAGAUCUACUUCUGGAUACUGCACCUAUGUAUGGGGAAAUCUAGUAACCUGGAGAAGUAAGAAACAAAAUGUGGUUGCUAGAAGUAGUGCAGAAUCAGAAUUCAGAGCUAUGACUAAUGGAAUAUGUGAGUUACUCUGGAUCAAACGAGUAAUCACAGAACUAAAGAUGGAGAUUGAGCUGCCUAUGAAGUUAUAUUGUGAUAAUAAAGCUGCUAUAAGCAUUGCUCAUAACCCUGUGCUACAUGAUAGAACUAAGCAUAUUGAAGUGGAUAGACAUUUCAUUAAGGAGAAGAUUGAAGCUGGAAUCAUUUGCACACCAUUUGUAUCUAUUAAAGAUCAAACAACUGUUUUCUUCACCAAAGGGUUAUUUAGACCUAUAUUUGAGCUACUUAUAAGCAAGUUGGGAAUGUAUGAUAUAUAUUCACCAACUUGAGGGGGAGUGUAGAAAAAUGUUACAUUAUUAGAAAAAUGUUACAUUAUUUUUCCUGAUUAGAUUGAUGUACAUAAGUGAGUCAGAUAGACUUAGUUAAUUGUAGAUAAGCUCAUAGUUAUCUAGAUCCUAAUUUUUAGGAUCUGUACAAGCUUGUAGUUAUCUGUACAAACUGUAUUUAUACUCUGGCCGAAUGGCUCAUUCAAUCAAGGAAGUUUUAUUCCUAAAA